Emiliania huxleyi CCMP1516 is the source of this 2253-nucleotide messenger RNA. RefSeq lists its product as hypothetical. NCBI's taxonomy places the organism in Eukaryota, Haptophyta, Isochrysidales, Noelaerhabdaceae. The record is from RefSeq and is a predicted model, not a curated record. The coding region runs from base 1 to 2253 and encodes 750 amino acids. The transcript has 5 exons. Gene Ontology annotation, molecular function: protein binding.
AUGCGACUCACCACUGCCGCCGCCGUGGCUCUCACGCUGCAAACGCAUGGCUGUUGUUCGACGCAGGACAGCACCACAGACGACCGCUGCAGCGCGACGUCGGACGCAUGGGCUGCUGCCGGUCUGGCCGAUCGCUUUGCAGUGGUGCAUCAUCACAUUCUCACUCCCGACAUGGUCCAACAGCUGCUGGCGGCGAUGCCAUCGCUUCUAUCGGACAGCGCCUGGUGGAUGCCGCUCGUUGAUGAUGCAGGCAAACGCCGCACGCCUCGCAGCGCCGUCGAGGAGGUUUUGUAUCACAUUUACGAGGCCGACUUUGGAGGCCAGUCGACGGCAGUCAUCGGGGCAGAGUGGUGGUUUCGGAAUACCACGGCCUCGGCUGGCCAGGAUGCGCACUGGGACAAGGACCAGGCUCUCCUCGAGAAGGAGAGCCGAAUCCGGUUUCCCGAAGUGGGCACCGUGACAUAUUUGUCGUCUGGCGGCACGCCGACGCUCGUUCUCGAUCAGCGGUUUGGCGACGACGCGUGCCUCAAGGUUCCCGGCGCGGUCUGUCCUUCUUCGAUGGAUCCUCCCCUAGCAAAAGAGGGCUUGCUCGUGUACGGGGAGCCAACCUCCCACCUCGUGUUUCGCGGCAAUUUGCUACAUGGCGUCCCGCAUGAGCUGGCGCCUCAGACCACGGACGACGAAGCGCGGCGCUUUGUGCUCGCCGUGAACUGGUGGAGCGGUUCAAAGCCCGCCUCCGAAGGAAGUCUACCGUGCGUGCCGUUGAGCGAUGCCGAUUGGCGGAGACGCGGCUUGUACCGGACGGACGGCCAUCCAGUCCGAAGCGUGCCCACUGCGCAUAGAAUCCGCGGGCCCGCUGAACUGCCUCCUCUGCCAAUGCGGCUGGCGCUAACGCGGGCGGCGACGAGCGUCGCUCUGCACCCGAGCAGAACUGUGAUGAUGGAGCACAGUUUUCCGCCGCCACACGAGCUGCCGAGAAAAGGUGAGUUCCACGUCCGCUGGCCGGCGGACGCAGCCCGAGGCCCGAUUGACAUUUCGUCCCUCCACGACGCCGCGGCGAGGGGCGACGCCAGCUUGCUGCGAAGCCGGCUGAUGCACUCCAGCGCCGUGGUGGACGAGCUCGACGAGCGGCACCUCACUCCCUUGCACGUUGCCUGCUUGCGAGGCCAAGCUGCUGCCGCCGCCGUGCUGCUGGAGCGCGGUGCCGACGCCGACGCCACGGACGCUCACGGCUCGACGCCUCUGCACCUCGCCGCCCUCGGGGCUCACACGCAAAUCGCAGAGCUGCUCGUCGCUGCCGGAUGCCGGACGGGCAGCGUCGACCGAUGGCGCAAGUCGCCCCUCGAGAACGCUAAGCUGCAGCUGAAGCGGCUGCAACAGGACGGCGCCUUUGGCAAAGCGGGCUCCGACAAGGCGCGGCAGAUCAAGCGGUGGACCUCCGAGCAGCUAUACAACGUCUUCGAGCCGGGGCGGCCGGUGGCGCUGCACCGGCUCGAGUCGCUCUUCUCGCAGGAGGAGGCGGCCGAGCUUGUGCAGCUCGCCGAGGCAGGGAGCGCGUUCGACACGCAGGCCGACACGGCCGACGGCGAGCCCUCGUUCGAGCUCUACCUCCUGCGCGACGGCCGCGACGCGCUCGUCAUCGAAGGCGUGUACGAGCCGGAGGGCAACGCGGACACCGCCGUGUGGGAGAGUGUCCGUCGUCGCGUCGAGGAUUGCGUGACGCCCUUCGUGCGAAAGCACUUCUGCCGAAGAUGCGUGCCGUGCACAUCCCUCGUGCGAAGGUACCGCCCGGGCGCGGAGCGAUCGCGUCUGCCGCCGCACCGCGACGUGCAGGCCGCGGUGACAGCCGUCGUCGAGCUGCACCUCGCCGUCGGCGCCGCGGCCGUCCACAACUUCGAGCUGCUGCACGGGGUCAACGCGAGCUGCGAAGAGGCGGGCGGAUGCGCGCGCUACUCGCUCGUUGUCUGGUUCCAGAUCGGCGACGUCGCGUGCGCCGCCGGGCACCGCUGGCCCGGCGAGGCGCGAGCGGCGAUGAUCGAGAAGGCCCUUCCGGCCUUCGCGAGGGGUGCGCGCAAGCGGCUCAGCGCGGCGGUCGACGACGCGGCUGCGCGGCGCGCGAGGGCGCUGAAGCGCGAGGCGAUCGGCCGCUCGGCUGCGCGGAGGGCGAUGGCGGCGCACGCCGACGCGGCCGGACGCCUUGACGAGCGCACCUUCUACGCCGCUCUGAAGACGCUCUUUGAUUCCGAGCCGUAG